This is a messenger RNA of Lucilia cuprina (Australian sheep blowfly), 728 nucleotides long. It is a transcript of the gene RpS11, whose product is annotated as 40S ribosomal protein S11. The transcript has 5 exons. The coding region runs from base 16 to 609 and encodes 197 amino acids. Gene Ontology annotation, molecular function: structural constituent of ribosome. The record is from RefSeq and is a predicted model, not a curated record. Gene Ontology annotation, biological process: translation. Lineage: Eukaryota; Metazoa; Arthropoda; Insecta; Diptera; Calliphoridae. Gene Ontology annotation, cellular component: cytosolic small ribosomal subunit; ribosome.
UCCUUUUACAUCAAUAUGGCUGAUCAGCAAACUGAACGUGCUUUCCGUAAACAAUUUACUGUGCCUGUGAUACGUCGCAAGCCUAAUAAUUUUAAGAAAAAGCCACGUUUUCAUCGCAGCAUUGGUCUGGGUUUUCGUACUCCGGCCGAGCAAAACGAGAGAGCCUUCCAAAAACAAUUCGGCAUUAACCUAAACAGAAAGGUUAAGCCCGGUGUCACCAAGAAGAAGGUACUCCGCCGUUACCGUGAUAUCGGUUUGGGUUUCAAGACUCCCCGUGAUGCUAUUGAUGGCAACUACAUUGACAAGAAAUGCCCCUUCACCGGCAAUGUAAGAAUUCGUGGUCGCAUCUUAACCGGUGCCGUACGUAAAACUAAAAUGCAACGUACCAUUGUACUCCGUCGUGAUUACUUGCACUUUGUACGUAAAUACAGCCGUUUCGAAAAACGUCACAGAAACAUGAGCGCUCACUGCUCUCCCUGCUUCAGAGAUGUUGAAAUCGGCGAUAUUGUUACCAUUGGUGAAUGUCGUCCCUUGUCCAAGACUGUUCGUUUCAACGUAUUGAAGGUCUCCAAGGGUCAUGGUUCCAAGAAGAGUUUCAAGAAAUUCUAAAUUAUUGCUAAUAACAACACCAUAUAUAGAACCAAGAUGCUUUUCUAUUUAGUUUGAUGUUCAAACUAUGCUUCUUUGAUUUUUACAGAAAUAAUAAAAAAACUCUUUAAAAAAUCAAA